Trematosphaeria pertusa is the source of this 845-nucleotide messenger RNA. Its product is annotated as Isochorismatase hydrolase. The coding region runs from base 60 to 665 and encodes 201 amino acids. Lineage: Eukaryota; Fungi; Ascomycota; Dothideomycetes; Pleosporales; Trematosphaeriaceae. The transcript is spliced from 5 exons. The record is from RefSeq and is a predicted model, not a curated record.
CACGCGUUGCCCCCUCCAGAAGGCAUUCAGGACACGCCGCUUUCCGAGCAAUCAGCACAAUGGCUCAACGACGCAUCACAAACCCCGCUCUCUUUAUUUGCGACCUGCAGGAGAAGUUCCGCCCAGCGAUAUUCGAGUUUCCCAAGGUCAUCGCGACCACGCAGAAGCUGCUGCGGGCCGCCCGCAUCCUCAACAUCCCGGUCUUCGCUACUACGCAAAACAAGGCUCGCCUGGGGGAAACAUGCCCGGAGCUGGGGCUGGACGCCCCGGGUGGCAUAAAGACCCUUGUCCACGAUGACAAGACCGUCUUCUCUAUGCUAACGCCAGAAGUCCGCAAGGGCAUCGCCUCCCUCAACUCACGCCUCUCGUGCGUCAUCGUGGGGAUUGAGUCACACAUCUGCGUAACACAGACCACCCUCGACCUCCUCCGCGAAGGACAUAAAGUGUAUGUGAUUGCGGAUGGCGUGAGCAGCUGCAAUAAGGAAGAGGUGCCGAUUGCGCUGGCGAGGCUGCGGCAAGAGGGCGCUGUGGUUACAACGAGCGAAAGCUGGAUGUAUGAAUGCGUGGGAGACGCUGGAAUUGAAGAGUUCCGGCAAAUCAUCAGCGUAGUCAAGGAGACACAUCAGAGCACCAAGGAUGUCCUGCAGACCCUGUGCAAGAUCUGAUCGGAAGCGCGAUCCGGUCCCUGCGUCCAGUAUUGCAGGAACGUGACCAGGAAAGUAUAUUCGACCCUGUAUAUCAGUGCGUCGGUUUCGCCACCAUAGAGCCUUUAGUAUAAUUGGUGGAGCCUGGACGUUCUUCAAUAUAGCGUGUUAAUACCAAGAGCGUGUCUCUAAGUAAUGCUC